Molecule: messenger RNA, 1568 nt
Organism: Populus trichocarpa (black cottonwood)
Lineage: Eukaryota; Viridiplantae; Streptophyta; Magnoliopsida; Malpighiales; Salicaceae
Product: zinc finger protein JAGGED
Exons: 5
Coding region: 320-1138 (272 amino acids)
Molecular function (GO): DNA-binding transcription factor activity
Source: RefSeq, a predicted model, not a curated record
UCCCUAUUUAUCAAACCAAAUGGCACUAUACCACGUCUACCUUGGCCUCUCUCCACACACACCCCCUCCCCUUUUUAAAGUCACGAGACCACACUGUCCCUUGUUCUUCUUUAAAUUAGAGAGAAGGAGAUGAGUCCAGGGGUUUGGCAGAGAAACUGAUAGAGAACUUUCAAAGCUCCUUUUCUCCACCUUCACUCAACUAGCCUCUAUAUUGCAGUCUCAAACUGAAGUCAUAAUUUUCUAAAGCUUUAGUUAUCUUCCCAUCUGAAAGAGUGUUAACCUCACAUAUAUUUUUUUUUCCUGUCUCUCUGUCGGUACCAUGAGACCCGAGAACAACCCGUUAGACCUCAACAACUUGCCUGAGGAUUACUCUAGAGAUGGUAAACAAGUCCUUGAUGAAGGCUCUUCUUCUGGCUGCAAGAAAAAGAAAAACGGCGCUAAGGAUGGGAAAGAAGAGUGUGGUAAGGUCUAUGAGUGUAGGUUUUGUUCCCUCAAGUUCUGCAAAUCUCAAGCUCUUGGAGGGCACAUGAACCGACACAGACAAGAGAGGGAGACAGAAACACUGAACCGGGCUCGACAACUGGUCUUCAGUAGUGAUAACCUAGCCGCCCCUGUGGCUCACCUAGGCAGCUGCCAUCCAAUGGGAACAGGGAGCUACCACCCAGCAGGCAACAUUGGAGAUCCAUUUAGAUCAGCGUACACAGUACCAAGACUGUUCCCUAGUUCUUCAUCAACUCUCUUACCAGCACCAGCACCAGCACCACAACCUCCUCAUCAACCGUAUCUAUACACAUCUCCUUCACGCCUCCCAGCUUCCUAUAACUCACAGUAUCCUCAACAGCCCAUAAACGAUUAUUACAUUGGACAUGUACUCAACAACACUUCACAAACACACCCUUCCCACCAGAACAUGAACUACAACAUGAGUGCCUCAGAAUCCAAUUACACUUGCAUUGGUGCACCAGUAGCUCACGGUGGGUUCGGACUUGGUUCAAGCCGUAGCACGGAGGGAAGCGGUAGAGAUGGAUCACUGAGCAAUCAGGAAGAUGGUUUGAAUUGGGGAAGGAGCUAUGCAGCAGGAGGACAGCAGCAUUUGGAUCAUCCUUCCUCGAUCAAUCGGUUUCAAGAUGGGUUUUAAAGAUUGUUUUUUUUUUUCCUUUCUGUUUUUUCUUCUUCUUUUGUGGGAUUAAUGGCAGUAUUGAAUGAAGUAUACUGAUCAUCUUUGACACGGUACCCAUAGAGAGAAAACGAGAGGGACUUAACAAACUGACAAAUGGGGUCAUGCAAAGGAGAGAAGUUUUUGGUUUAUGUACAGGGAUUGGGGUCAGCCUUUUGAGCUCAUGGACACUCUCAGCUAGUUUGGCUCGGAGCUAUCUAUGAGGAUUGGAGGGGGGUAUAUGUUGGUGUUGGUGUAAUUGUACUAACCAAGUGAGAAAGAUAGGGGACUAUAGGCUAUAGCUUGUGAGGUGGGACAAGGAGUUAGAUUUGAACUGAAAGUUCCUAACCCCCUUUUGCAUUUGGACUUGAUUUUGCAUGGCAAUGAAUAGUUUAUUGGUUUCUUUUAUUUA